AUGAAUUAUAGACUGAAACGCGGACGUGCUUUGCUACAGAACGGUUGCUGGAUGAUGAUACCAUUUUCGAUUGGAAUGCCGACGGCAACGGUCAACUCUUUCCACGCAACAUCAGCCUUAUUCUACUCCUUUAUUCCAUCACCGACAACAAAAAGGAAGGAUUUCCGGCAGCGCAUAACGCUUUUCUCUUUCACUGGUGACGGUGAACGUGGAGCUCUCGAUAUCACUAGACGAGAAGGGUUGUUUGGCGGUGCCAUUCUUUUGAUUCCAAAAACGGCCUUCGCUGACGAAAGACCGACAUCCGUUUCUGAAGAUUUCGGUUUACUUCGCUCGACAUCAGAACUUAAGGAUUGCCAAAACGGUGCCUUGGUUUCCGAACAAGCUAUUCCAGGCGCCUACGAACAAAUAUGUAUGGGUUUGUCGGAAAGAACGGUCCCAAUUAAAAUGAGUGGAAACCGCACAGCAAUGCUGCGGCUUGAGCAAGAUAGAUCGGGUGCUGGCUCCACUGGCAUGGCUGUUUGGAAUUCCAGCUUAUUGCUGACGCGACUCUUGGAAACUCUCGAGGCACUUCAACCAGGUUGGAUAAAAAACGGAAAUGUUCUCGAACUGGGUUGUGGUGUCGGCCUCGUCAGUCUUACAGCUGCAAUUCUUGGCGCUGCCAGUGUUGUAGCUACAGACGGUAAUCCCAAGGUCGUCGAGCUUGCUUCCCGUAAUAUUCAGGCGAACGGCUAUGCCGACUGCGUGAAAGCCCAGACGCUUUCGUGGGGACUGUUGGACGCGAUGGACAACGCGGAUCAAGCGGACUGGCUUGUGGGAUCCGAUCUCACUUAUAAUGCCGCCAAUUGGAGAGUGUUGGCGGAAAGCAUGGCAACCAUUGUGAAACAAGAAGGGUACAUAUUAUACGUGAGUUUGGGACACGCUGCAUUUGACGUCAACGCGGAAACGCAAGGCUUCUUGUCGGUGGCCAAAGAGAUGGGACUUGUUGAGGUCGUGCACACGGAUGCCAAUUGGCCAUUUCCUAAUAUCAAAACCUCCUUAACGGAGGUGCUUCUACGAGAAUGUGUCCAACCUAUGGAGCAUUCGAUUGUGAGCCUGGCGAAUGGUGGGCGGGUGAUGCUGCUUCAACGGAAAUCUACGCAAAAAUGGACCAAAUCGCGUUGA
Phaeodactylum tricornutum CCAP 1055/1 is the source of this 1161-nucleotide messenger RNA. RefSeq lists its product with no specific name. Lineage: Eukaryota; Bacillariophyta; Bacillariophyceae; Surirellales; Neidiaceae. The transcript has a single exon. The record is from RefSeq and is a predicted model, not a curated record. Bases 1 to 1161 code for a protein of 386 amino acids.